AUGGAGAACCAAACCUUCAAUGCUGAUAUUAUAUCCAUUGAGGGAUUAAAGGUCAGCCCCCAGUCAACCGUACCCGCCUUAGUCCUCCUCCUCCUCAUAUACAUCUUCAUCAUGGUGUCCAACAUCGGCCUGGUAGUCCUGAUCACCAUGGAGAGGAGCCUCCACGGGCCCAUGUAUCUGCUCCUCUGCAACAUGAACAUUAACGAUAUUUUUGGGGCCACGGCCGUCAUUCCUCGCCUGCUCAGUAAUGUUUUUACUCCAAUCACAGAACGCUACAUUCAUUACAUAGACUGUGUUGUUCAGGCUUUUUCGUCUCACUUUCAUGCAGGCACCUCUCACACGGUGCUCAUGAUUGGCCUCACUAUCCGCUUGACGCGCUGCAGGCGGUUUAUAAUCAACCCGUUCUGUGACAACGCCUCCUUGUUCAAGCUGUCCUGUCAGAACCUUCUCAUCAACCACAUCUACGGCCUCGGCAGCGCUGUGGUCAUCCUGGGAUCCUCCCUCGGCAGCGUAACGCUCACCUACCUGCGGAUCGCCAUAGUGUGUUUGAGCAGUAAGAACAAGGUGCUGAACAGCCGGGCGCUGCAGACCUGUGCCACCCACCUGGCUGUUUACCUCAUCAUGUUGGUUUCAUCCUUCACCCCCAUGAUCAUGCACCGCCAGCCUAAGUGGGCGGACAAUGGGAAAGUGGCGUCCGUCAUGUUUCACGUCGUUCCUCCGGCUCUGAACCCCAUUAUCUACGGACUGCAGUGUAAAGAGCUCAGACAGAGGAUUGUCGGUGUGUUUCACAAGAAUAAAGUCAUGGACGGGAAGAGGGGACCAACUUUUCACAAAUGA
This is a messenger RNA of Scomber japonicus (chub mackerel), 837 nucleotides long. RefSeq names its product olfactory receptor 5K4-like. The record is from RefSeq and is a predicted model, not a curated record. NCBI's taxonomy places the organism in Eukaryota, Metazoa, Chordata, Actinopteri, Scombriformes, Scombridae. The transcript is spliced from 2 exons. Bases 1 to 837 code for a protein of 278 amino acids. Gene Ontology annotation, biological process: G protein-coupled receptor signaling pathway. Gene Ontology annotation, molecular function: olfactory receptor activity. Gene Ontology annotation, cellular component: membrane.